UCGCCAACGAUCAAGUGAGUCAAGCGAGACAAGACUGCGAUCAGUCUACGUCUGAUCGCCGAUUUAUCCAAAUACUUAUAUCUUACGAAUCAAGUUUUCCGUUAUCUAACCAUGUCGAAUCGCAAUCUGGUUAAAAUUUUUCUUCUGGUGGCAUUGCUCAGCUUGAGUUUAAUGCCAUUUAGCCAAGCACAUCCAAAACGUGGUCGUAAACGCGCCUUCGGCUUGGGUCUUAUGGGUGGAGUUCUAGCUGGAGGAGCUAUAGGCACCCUUGCGGCGAGGGCCCAUCAGGCUCCAGCAGCCGCUCCCGCUCCUCCGGUGGCGGUCGUCCACCACCACUAUCCGGCCGGUGUCCCUGCGCCCAUUGCUGCGGCGCAACCAGCCCAUCCAGAGUCCAAGAAGAUGACCGUCAUCGAGACCGGCACCCCCGAUGCCAACGGAUGCUACAAGCAAACCGUCCGCGAGCCCAAUCCCAACAACCCGAAGUCCUAUACGGAAACGCAGCAUUUGAUUUGCCCGACGCUGCAGCAGGCCAACCUGCCGGCUCCUGCGAUUGCUCCAAGUCCUGCCCACGUUCCUGUGAUGCCGCAGCCCUUGCCAGUGUUCCCUGCUCAUGUGGCAGGACCUCCACCUCCUGCCGCUGCCCCUGUGGCCACUGUCGCAGUUGCUCCUGCCGCAGUUGCCCCUGCCGCAGUUGCUCCAGCUGCCGCUCCAGCUAGCGUUCCAGCUGCGGUUGCUCCUGCUCCUCCUGUAGUCGUCCACCCUGCUGCGGUUCCAGUGGCUAUUCCAGCUCCCGCCCCCGCUGCCCCCGCUGUUCAGCGGAAUGCUGGACAGCCCCAAGUCAUCCUACUGUCCAAGAAAACCGUAUACUAUCCCAAAAAGCGAUCAUCAGCUCCGACUCUCAACAUUCCGCAGGGAGUGCUGACGUUGUUAGUGAUCUUUUACAGCAUUAAGGCUUUUAUAAUUUAAAUCAAAAAGUAAUUGCAUAUUUUAGUUUUUUAAAUUCAAAUGUUUAAUUUAAUAAUCCGUUGUCUGUCUUCUUUAGAGUCGUUAAAUAUAACCGAAAAGAAACCAAAAAUUAGAAUUUCUUUCAAAAUGUUUGCAAAAUGAUAAAUGGUUCAAUUGAAAUAUUAAAUUAAAACUUUAUCUACUAACAACAAAAUUAGAAUUUGGAAAAACACAUAAAUAUUUAGAACACAUUUCAGUCUGUUGCUAACAAAAAAACGUAUACCUAAAACGUACCUAUAUAGUACCUAUAGGUGAAGCACCAUUUGUGCAUGUCCUAGGUGAAGAAAAGAACCAAAUAUAUAUUAUGAAAUAUAUAUAAAGUUAUUGUAAAAUAGGUAAAGUUAUUAAGAUUGUUACAGAAAUGGAAACCACCAACUAAAAAAAUACAACAUUAUCUUGUGUUACAUUA
This is a messenger RNA of Drosophila biarmipes, 1414 nucleotides long. RefSeq names its product nematocyst expressed protein 3-like. The transcript has 2 exons. NCBI's taxonomy places the organism in Eukaryota, Metazoa, Arthropoda, Insecta, Diptera, Drosophilidae. The record is from RefSeq and is a predicted model, not a curated record. The coding region runs from base 112 to 966 and encodes 284 amino acids.